Miscanthus lutarioriparius is the source of this 531-nucleotide messenger RNA. Lineage: Eukaryota; Viridiplantae; Streptophyta; Magnoliopsida; Poales; Poaceae. The record is from the annotation of a GenBank genome assembly.
AUGGCUUCCAUGAAGGAUAGUUAUGAAAGUUACCAAUUCUAUAAAGUAUAUCAGUCUGUGUUUGGGAUAGGGUUUCAUUGGGUUUAUUUUAGGCGGGCUUCUGGAUGGAUCCCUUACAAACUUUGUUUUGACCUGAAAUGGCCAGAAAAGAAUGAAGAAUGGCUCUCAUCCCCGAAGGAUGAUGUUGAUUUCCUGGGUGUUAUCCUGGAGUUGUGCACUUGGUUUUUAUCUUCAAAAUUGAUUCUUUAUUAUGUAAAUUGUAAAAUUAUGUUGGUAUAUGCAGCUGAGGUGGAUGUUCUUCCAAUCCUAAAUGAAGAAAUUACAUCAUCUGUACCAUACACAGGAAAGUUCAGUAACCCACGCACUGGAGACAUAUGGAUUGGUGUGACUCGUGCGGAUGGUGCAAAGUGUGAGAGGUGUUGGAAUUACACCCAAGACGUUGGAUCUUUCCAUGACCAUCCUACUCUUUGCGGUCGGUGUUAUGGUGUCAUUGAUUUGCAGCCACAACCUGCUGCCGCAGCUGUCAGUUGA